This is a messenger RNA of Phyllostomus hastatus (greater spear-nosed bat), 1440 nucleotides long. Its product is annotated as olfactory receptor 1J1-like. NCBI's taxonomy places the organism in Eukaryota, Metazoa, Chordata, Mammalia, Chiroptera, Phyllostomidae. The record is from RefSeq and is a predicted model, not a curated record. Gene Ontology annotation, cellular component: membrane. Gene Ontology annotation, molecular function: olfactory receptor activity; G protein-coupled receptor activity. Gene Ontology annotation, biological process: G protein-coupled receptor signaling pathway.
AUGAGGCCUGAGAACCAGAGCAGCGUGUCUGAGUUCCUCCUCCUGGGGCUGCCCAUCCUGCCAGAGCACCAGGGUGUGUUCUUCGCCCUGUUCCUGGGCAUGUACCUGACCACGGUGCUGGGCAACCUGCUCAUCAUCCUGCUCAUCAGGCUGGACCCCCACCUGCACACGCCCAUGUACUUCUUCCUCAGCCACUUGGCCUUCACUGAUGUCUCUUUCUCAUCUGUCACUGUCCCUAAGAUGCUCAUGAACAUGCUAAUCCAGCACCUCUCUAUUCCCUAUGAAGGCUGCAUUUCACAGGUGUAUUUUUUCAUAUUUUUUGCAGACCUGGACAGUUUCUUGAUCACUUCAAUGGCUUAUGACAGGUAUGUGGCCAUCUGUCACCCUCUGCAGUACACCACCAUCAUGAGUCAGCACAUUUGCGUCAUGCUGGUGGCUGGGUCCUGGGUCAUUGCGUGUGCUUGUGCUCUUUUGCAUACUCUCCUCCUAGCCCGGCUCAUGAGGCCUGAGAACCAGAGCAGCGUGUCUGAGUUCCUCCUCCUGGGGCUGCCCAUCCUGCCAGAGCACCAGGGUGUGUUCUUCGCCCUGUUCCUGGGCAUGUACCUGACCACGGUGCUGGGCAACCUGCUCAUCAUCCUGCUCAUCAGGCUGGACCCCCACCUGCACACGCCCAUGUACUUCUUCCUCAGCCACUUGGCCUUCACUGAUGUCUCUUUCUCAUCUGUCACUGUCCCUAAGAUGCUCAUGAACAUGCUAAUCCAGCACCUCUCUAUUCCCUAUGAAGGCUGCAUUUCACAGGUGUAUUUUUUCAUAUUUUUUGCAGACCUGGACAGUUUCUUGAUCACUUCAAUGGCUUAUGACAGGUAUGUGGCCAUCUGUCACCCUCUGCAGUACACCACCAUCAUGAGUCAGCACAUUUGCGUCAUGCUGGUGGCUGGGUCCUGGGUCAUUGCGUGUGCUUGUGCUCUUUUGCAUACUCUCCUCCUAGCCCGGCUGUCCUUCUGUGCUGAGCACACCAUCCCCCACUUCUUCUGUGACCUUGAUGCCCUGCUCAAAUUGUCCUGCUCAGACACUUCCCUCAACCAACUGGUAGUCUUUACUGUGGGAUUAACAGCUAUUAUGCUUCCAUUCUUAUGCAUCUUGGUUUCCUAUGGCCGUAUUGGGGUGAACAUCCUCCGGGGUCCCUCUGCCAGUAACAUCUGUAAAGCCUUGUCCACAUGUGGAUCUCAUCUCUCAGUAGUGACCCUCUAUUAUGGGGCGAUUAUUGGUUUAUAUUUUCUUCCUUCGCCCAACAACUCCAAUGACAAUAACAUAAUCGCUUCGUUGAUGUACACAGUGGUAACUCCCAUGCUGAACCCCUUCAUUUAUAGCCUGAGAAAUAAAGACAUGAAAGGGGCCUUGAGAAAACUCUUGAAUAAGAAAACAUACUGUUCCAACUGA